Molecule: messenger RNA, 1143 nt
Organism: Moneuplotes crassus
Lineage: Eukaryota; Ciliophora; Spirotrichea; Euplotida; Euplotidae
Source: the annotation of a GenBank genome assembly
AUGGAGUUUCUAAGCUUCCGUGAAAUAAGGUUUGCUGACCCAGUCACUGCACUCAAACUAUCGGUAUCUCAUCUCUUCUAUGGAACUGCAAUGGGAAGACUUGUAUUCUACAGCAUUAAAGACAAAACAGAGAGUGUUCCUUUAGAAUACCUUCAAGAGCUCAUCAGAGGUAUCUCUCAUUCAAAAGACGGUGAGAAGCUCUACAUCAGUGUUGGAGAUAUCGAGGGUAUCAUCUAUGAUUCUCGUAGUCUUAGUCCAGAAUGUACGAUUCAGUUAAUCGAGCAGCCUGAGAGCGAAGAGCAUAAGCUUGCUUGAGAAAGAUCAUACACAAUGCUUCAUGAAAAUUUAAACUGAAUUCUUUCCAUAAAGCUUGACGAUGAAAAAAUCAAUAAUCAAGAGGGUGAAGCCAAACCAGUAACUAUUGCUGAUUUUGAUACCCAAAUCGUAGACCAAAAGGGCAAAUUUGAGUUUAACCAUAACUCAGUUCCCUUUGAUUUCGACGGGAGAAAAAUCAUCUGGAUGGACUAUAUCAGCACAAAAAAUCGUAAAAUCUACAUCUACGAUAUUCUACAGGAUGAAAGGAGCGAAGUAAUGGACUUAAAGAACUCAGAUGGACUUGUAUAUCAUGUCAAAUUAUUUAAGAACUUCAUGAUCUAUGUUCGAAACUCUAAAGAAGUAGUUGUGAUCAAUCUAGAGACUAAAGACCUAACCUCACUUGGAAAAGCACAAAAUCAAAUUCUGGCCUUACAUGUUUAUGAUACUGCUGUAACAUCUUAUGACAAAGAAGUUUUGGAAAGAGAAGGUGUUGUCCCAAGUAAGGUUAUUGAAGAUGAGGAGAACAAAGAAGGAUAUGCCACCGACAAUGAUGACUAUAGGAUUGCAACAGUCGACUCCAAAGGAAACAUCAACCUCUUUGUUCAUGAGCAAGGUGUGAAUACAAAACACAUAUUUGAUAUUAAAAAGUCAAAAGAUUUUCCAGAGGAUUUGCUGAAGAAAGAUUUCUUCAGCAUGGGAUAUCCUUACUUGAUCACUGCUUAUUAUGAUCAAGUUGCUUUUACUUCAGACUAUGGAGUACUCCUUUUCAAGCUAGAUAACAGCAUUCUGUCAUAAUAACUCAAUAAAAUUCAAUAUAAGGAACCUAAA